Messenger RNA from Mesorhabditis spiculigera, 2013 nucleotides. The record is from the annotation of a GenBank genome assembly. NCBI's taxonomy places the organism in Eukaryota, Metazoa, Nematoda, Chromadorea, Rhabditida, Rhabditidae.
AUGGAUCCAUGGGAUUUUCUGGAUGAAACGGACGUGAUGGGCAUGUGGCCGGCGGACAAAAGGGAACUGCUCGCUUCAACAAAAUGGCAAGAAAGGAAGGAGGCGCUGGAUAGCUUGGCGGGACUCCUCCAGAAGCACCCGAAACUUUCGAUCAAAACACUCACCAUCUACGGGGAAUUGAUGGAUGACUUGAAAAAGAUUCUCGUUCGCGACAGUAACAUCAACGUAGUCGCUGUUGCCAUCAACGUUCUGCAAAUGCUUUCGAGUGGAUUGCGCUCAAAAUUCACGGGCUUCCUGCCAAUGUUACUCGAGCCACUCCUCAAUAAAUCAAAGGACAAGAAGGCAUCCGUCCGAGAGCCCCUUGCUGCCUGCCUUGACUCGAUAGCGGAAUGGACCGCGCCCGAAAAGCUGGUGGCCGAUCUGCAGAAGGCGCUCGCCAACACCAAUCCACAAAUGAAGCAACUAUUGACGAAGUUCGUCGCCAACACUCUGAACAAGCAGGCCGGCCCACCCAUGGACUUUAUCAAGCAAAUCGUUCCCAUCGUUGUCAAGCACGCAUCUGAUGCAGAUCGUGAGGUGCGUGACGUUGCAUUAGAGGCUUUGGGCUCAACACAGCGUCUUAUCGGCCCGGCACUGAAGCCGAUGCUCAAGGAGUUGACCCAAGAUGCCGCAAAGAUGGGAAAGAUCGAAGAAGCCUGUAAGACCGCUGCCGAGGCUUACAAGGAGUAUUGCGCAGCGAAGAAUUGCGUCCCCGUAGCUGGCCCCUCAAGCGAAGGCGAAGCCAGCUGCCCGACCUCCGAACCAGUCGAUGCCCCUGAAGCUGCCGUGGAAGGCGUCGAUCCAUGGACGCUCUUCGAUCCCGUCAACGUUUGGGCGGCCGUGCCUAAGAACUGGGAAGAGAUGCUAGGAAGCUCGAAAUGGCAAGAUCGGAAAGAGGUGUUGGACAAUUUCUUGGGGUCGCUCAAAGACGUGCAACGAAUCAAGCCGGACCCCGCACAUUCGAACGUUGUCAUCCCUGGUUUGAUAAAGGUUGUCGCCAAGGACAUCAAUAUCAAUGUGGCCGCCACGGCAGCUUCAUGUCUCUACAUUCUCAGUGAAGGUCUCCGUACUGGGUUUGGCCCAUAUGCAUUGCAGGCAAUGACUCCGAUUCUGGAUAAGUUCAAAGAGAAGAAGUCAGUGCUCAAGGAUCGCUUGGUGGAGCUGGUUGAUUCGGUGGCCGUCUCUGCUCCCCUUGACGUGGUGCUCGAGCCUGCUGUGACUGCGCUCAACUCGUCCAACCCAGCCGUCAAGCUGCAGACAACUUCUUUCUUGGCCCGCCAUCUCGCCCAACACAGCACAGGGACUCUGAAAAUCGAGCUCGUUAAGAUUCUAAUCCCAGCUUUGGCUUCGCGUGCGAACGAUGCGGACAGUGAAGUGCGCGAUUCAGCCUGCUCGGCGUUGGGCGCAAUCAAGCGCUGUACGGGUGAGGGGCCCUUCAGCAUACUCCUCGGCGACCUCGAAGCUGCGAAGAAGACAAAGAUUGACGAGGCGUGUGCGAAGCUCAUCGCCGAGAAUGCAGCCAAUGUGGCGGCGCCUGCCAUCCUUCGUGCCAAUGACCAGCGCGCCAAGGCUGCGACUCCCCCCAACAAAGCCAAGCCGGCAGCCCCCACCGCCAAUCCGACACCCGCUGCUGCCACUUCGGUCGGGAAGCCGGUUUCGGCUAGUAACCACGUUACUCCUGCUCGUCCUCCACCCACCACCGCAUUGCCUGCAAGACCGAUUAACUCGGCGCCGAGCAGCAGCAAACCCGUGGCUCAAGCGACGGCCCGCCCGAAUGUUAGGCCAGCUGUCGCGCGCCCGCUCUCGACGCAAAAUCGCCAGGCUUCUGCGCCUCCCACGAACAAGUCGAAGGCUGAAGUGAAGCCGCAAGAAGCGCGCCCCAUCACGCCAACGCUGCCGGCCCUCCGUCUUCCCCGUCCGCUUCAGAUGGGCAAUUCGCGCAUUCCCGCCUUCAAGCCGACCCACCCUCCGAAC